AUGCCCGCUGGAGUCAGAAAGUCCAUCAAGUCCGAGGCCAGGUCUCUGUCUCGGCGGCCAGUCAAGAAGAAGGAGCCCAAGUCUGAGGAUGACUCGCGGUCUCCAGAACGGUACUCAAUGAGCUCUACUGGCAGUCGUCGCCCCAGCACUGACUCCAGCGAGCGCUUCUCGGACCGCACACGCACCAGGUGCCGCCGCAGAGAUUCUGAGAUUGAGGACAGCACGGCCCCAGACAAGGCCCCUAGUUGGAUGAAGCAGCUGAUUGAAGGCAUAAGAACCUCGAAUUACCGCAUCGAGGCGAUGGAGCAGAACUUCGCGCAGGAGGUGCAGGUGCUUCAAAGUUCCAUCUCGAACACGGAUAAGAAUGUCCAAUCGCUCAAUUUUAAGCUCCAGACCCUUGAGGCGUCCACGGCAGUCUCCAUCCAAGAGGCGGUCGCGGCGGCGGUCGACACCAAGUUGAAACGCAUCGACGCGACUCUGUGUGAGCUCCAGAGUACUCCUACCCCACGGUCUGGACCGACGGCUCGACGAGCACCUACUCCUGGCCCACGCCAGGAUGGUAGGCACUCAGCUAUGGAGCGCGCUCACCGUGUGAUCGUGGUCGGCUUCCCUCGGAAGAUGAUGCAGGCCUCGCUGAGGCGCGCCGCUGAUCUGAUCCUGGCCUCUGGCGUUCCUCAGUCCUCCCCACGCCCGACGGUACGCACGUACGACAUGACCAAGAAGAUCACCUUGGACUUCACGGACUCGACAAAGGCCACCGACUUCCUGAACAUGCUCCAGGCAGGUGCGCCAGUCCAAUUCCCCGACCCGAUCUACCCCCAACAGAUGAUCACCCUCCGCGCCAAGAGGGACAUGGCACCAGGCACGCGGCUACUCUUCCUUGCCAUGGGUAAGGUUCGUGGUGUACUCGCUCCCGUAGUGCGACAGGUGGGCAAAGAAAUGGGGUCCAAUGGUCUUGGUGGAGAUGUGCAUAUCCUUCGUUCGGCGGAAGACCCAGCUCAGAUCUGCCACAUUGACCUCGUGAACAAUGAGUCUGAGCCGCCCCAG
Messenger RNA from Prorocentrum cordatum, 1047 nucleotides. Lineage: Eukaryota; Dinophyceae; Prorocentrales; Prorocentraceae. The record is from the annotation of a GenBank genome assembly.